Aspergillus fijiensis CBS 313.89 is the source of this 240-nucleotide messenger RNA. RefSeq lists its product as uncharacterized. NCBI's taxonomy places the organism in Eukaryota, Fungi, Ascomycota, Eurotiomycetes, Eurotiales, Aspergillaceae. The record is from RefSeq and is a predicted model, not a curated record. The coding region runs from base 1 to 240 and encodes 79 amino acids. The transcript has 2 exons.
AUGGAUCUCGUCGGAUUGGAAUGGCUCUAUACGAUGACGAAACGCGAGGCGCUUGAAGACGUGCUUGAGUGGGAGCAUCAAAGUCGGGGCCGCUUCCGGACACCUCUGUGGUGGGCUGGGACCCCACACACCGUGGGGCUCAAGGCUACCGGCCUGGUGCAGAGGACAUCCUGUCGCCAGAUUGACGAGGUCGAGGAUCUUUCAAUGAUGCGAUCGCGCACCUCAAUAGCCUGGACCUGA